CAAUAGUGAGGUUGGAAGGAUUAGGAAACACCUUGACAUAUAUUUGUGGACAAAUUCAGAAAUGGCACCAGAACAUGGACAUGAGGAUCAAUGUCCAGAGGAAUCAAAAUCUGCAAUGGAAAGAAACUGUCAUGAAGAGUCCUUAGCAGCUAAUGCUGAGUAUUCAGUGGGAUUACCAGAAGCCCGUGCACUGGCAUUAACCUGUGACCUCUGUCAACAUAGAAUGCAGACGGUGGCUGAUCUCCUUCUGCUUACAAGUGACACAAGACCUGUAAGAACAGCCAGUCUCUCAGUAUUUGGAGAGAGUGUAUCUCGAUGUCGAGAGACUGUGGCAUCUCGAACCAGAGGUCUCACAGUGCUGCUUCGUGACUUGGCAGCGCUAAUUCAUCGUGACACUAUCACAGGCAUACAAGAGAUUCGGGUAUGUAUUGAGGAGAUUUGUGACCUGGUGGUGUCACUGACAGAAUGCUGUGCCCAUGCAGGCUAUUUACUGGCUGUGCUUCAAGAUGGUAGCAGCCCUGAGACUCCAGGACCAGUUGAUCGAUAUCAACUCUGCAGAGCUGCAGCUGAAACUGAACACAAGACAGGCUUGUUGAGGACCUACCGACUACAUACUGUCACUGCUCUGCAACUUACAGAUAUCUGCAUUAGCGUGACAGAAGGUGCAAAUGUGCUGACAGAUGGAUGCCUGAAAGCUGCAGAUGAGGCUCCAGAAGACAACUUAAGGGAGCAAUUUCGUCUCUGUCUCAAAAGUGUCACAGCUGCAGUCAACACAUUCUGUGGCAGUAUUAAAUUUCUCAAAGACAGACCAACAGAAACCAACUACAGAGCUUGUCAGGUGUUUGGUGAAGCCCUGACCACGGCAUGCAAUGCACUGGCUGUUUUUGCAACACAGGACCCCUCUCUAACAGGAACAGGAGCCAAACUGAGUCAGACAGGACGUGACACAUUGCAUUCAGUACUGAGUGGGUGUAUGGGGGUGGUGUCUCCAUGUGUACUUGUGUGUGCAAUUGUCCAUGGUCUGGCAACAACUGUUGCCUCAGGAAGCUGUAGGGGAGAUGGGAAGGAACAGACUGCCAUAAUGAAAGUUCAGCAAUGCCAAGCAGCUGUUGUACGCAGUGCCAGCAGACUGGAGCAAGCCCUGGGGAACGGUAACGAACUAACAUAAGAUAUAUAUAUAUUAUUACGCAACUAGAUAAUGAUACUAAAAAAAAUAUAUAAUGCAAUAAAAUAUGAUAUAACUUUAUUUUAAAAUUAUAGCAAAGAAUAAUAAUUCAGGAAUAUAGUCUAAAAUAAGUUAUAAUAAGAAUCUAUAGUAUAUAAAUUUCUCUACAAUAUAGAUAUCAUUCAACAAAGUUGUAUGGUACAGGAUGUGUGAAGCUUACAUUGUUUCCAAACAUCAACGAAUUAUGAAUUAUUCAGACUCUCUGAGAGUUCAUAAAAUAUUUCCACUCAUUACAUUAUCACUUUCUGUUCCUGCUACUACUACUGCUAUGUACUACUACUUUUCAAGUCCAUAAACUCCCUAUGUUAUUGUUAGUAAUAUUUUACUGCCACCAUUUUGUGUAAUCAGUGAAUUAGUAAAUCAGGGCAACAGAUUGUAUCUAUGUACAGCUUGGCAUGAAAGUAGCAUUAUAUCUUAGACCACCUCCAUACCACUGCAUAAUGUUUUAAAAUUGCUCCCAAACACAAAUGCUGACUGGAUAUUCACCAUCAGUCACAGGCAUAGGUUAUGAAGACAAUGCUGAUAAAAGAGACUCAACAUCAAAUCCAGUGACAGACUUUGGUGCUGGUAUUAUUCAGGUUACAGUAGCAAGUUAACCAUUAGUCAGUUGUAAUAAAAUAUUUACAUAUUUCUAUUGUGUUAAAUAUAAAUGUCAAAAAAAACAUGUUUCAAAUAAGAGAUAAAGACCUUAACAAGACCUCAUUUUGUCAUGUAAAAGCUGUCAUUUGUGAUGUAGUGAAAAAUGUUGUAAUUCUCAUCUGACAUUCAUAUAUAGUAUGAUAAAAAUAAAAUUUUUACAACAUUUAGCCUAGACCCCUAAAUACCACCACUGAUAUUCCUGAUUCCUGAUGAGGUGGAUUUUUUCAAUUGACCUAAUCCUUCCAGCCAAAUUAUGGCCCUGGGGUCAACUCGGCCUCUAAAAGAAAUGAGUACCAGGAAUCGUCCUGGGGGGAAAAGGGCAGCCAGCCUGUAAGGCUGACAACCUAACCACGAUCUGUGAGCUGUCUAGAGAAAAUGUGGGAGCCUUGAUGUUUCACAACCCUAUGAGCCUUCAAGGCCUGUUACAGGGAUAGCUUUAUCUUUUUAUCUUGUAAUAGAUCUAUGUACUUAUUCAACUGCAAUCCUUAUACCACUCUUACUGCAGCUGUCCCACAUAAAUGAACCUGGGCUGAAGAAGAAAAGGCAUCACUCAUGCAUGUCUGAACAACUGUUUCUUUUUCUUUCAUAUAUGCACACAAGUCAACUUACUUGUAUAUUAAAGCUCUUCUAUAGUAUUAUAAAUUAUUUCAGUUAUGUUUCAAUAUGAUCAUGAAGUUCAAUUGUAAUGUGAUUCACAAGUUUCUGUUAUGGUAAAACUGCAGUGCAAUGAAUACAUAAUAACCUUAAUCAGUUUCUUUUUAUGGUUUAUUUCACAAGACUGUCAGAAGCUCAAACAGUAGGUUGACUGGUGAAUAAUCAAUUUGAAAGGAUUUGGAAGGAAGCAGUCAUGGCCUAUUCAAGGUGCCAUUCUUGCAUGUGCCUAGAAGGAA
Cryptotermes secundus is the source of this 2754-nucleotide messenger RNA. RefSeq names its product talin rod domain-containing protein 1. Lineage: Eukaryota; Metazoa; Arthropoda; Insecta; Blattodea; Kalotermitidae. The transcript is spliced from 6 exons. Gene Ontology annotation, molecular function: actin binding. The coding region runs from base 62 to 1168 and encodes 368 amino acids. The record is from RefSeq and is a predicted model, not a curated record.